Molecule: messenger RNA, 1557 nt
Organism: Cordyceps militaris CM01
Lineage: Eukaryota; Fungi; Ascomycota; Sordariomycetes; Hypocreales; Cordycipitaceae
Product: Pyridoxal phosphate-dependent decarboxylase
Exons: 4
Coding region: 1-1557 (518 amino acids)
Biological process (GO): carboxylic acid metabolic process
Cellular component (GO): cytoplasm
Molecular function (GO): carboxy-lyase activity; pyridoxal phosphate binding
Source: RefSeq, a predicted model, not a curated record
AUGACACCACCCGCAGCGACCGCCGCCGCCGCCCAAAAUGGCAAUGCCGCGCCGGCGACCGUCCCCGGCCCGUUGCUGAACCGGGCCGGUGAGCUGGAGCAUCUCCUCCAAGCUGUCCAGGACCUCAUCAUUCCCUUUGUCAAGGCCGCCGACGACGCCGCCGCCGAAAAGCCCACCGGCGCUAUACCCAAGGGCCGGCCCAACGUCCUCGUCCAGACGACCGCGCCUGCCGAGCUCGCCGCCAAGCUCGACCUCGUCCUGCCCGCAGAGGGCCAGGGCACCGACGGCCUGCUCGUCAUGAUCCAGCGCAUCCUCGACUACAGCGUCAACACCUGGGACCAGGGCUUCCUCGACAAGCUCUACGCCAGCAACACGCCGGUUGGCGUCAUUUCCGACAUAAUUCUCUCCAUCCUCAACACAAAUCUCCACGUCUAUCAAGUCUCGCCCGCGCUCUCCGUCAUUGAAAAGGCCACCGGCCGCGCCCUCGCCGGGCUGUUUGGCUUCACCGGCGACUUUGCCGGCGGCAUCACGUGCCAGGGCGGCAGCUCGAGCAACCUGACCUCGCUCGUGGUGGCGCGCAACACGCUGUACCCCGAGUCCAAGUCCAAGGGCGUGGCGGGCGCGGGCCACGACUUUGUCGUCUUCACCAGCGCGCACGGGCACUACUCGGUCGAGAAGAGCGCCAUGAUCUGCGGGCUCGGCGGCGACAGCGUGUGGGCCGUGCCCAUUGACGACGCCGGCUGCAUGCGCGCCGACGCCCUGCGCGAGCUCGUCGUGCACGCCCAGGCCCAGGGCAAGACGCCGCUCUACGUCAACGCCACGGCGGGCACCACGGUGCGCGGCUCGUACGAGCCCUUUGCCGAGAUCGCCGCCAUCUGCAAGGAAUUCGGCCUCUGGAUGCACAUUGACGCCAGCUGGGGCGGGCCCGUCGUCUUCUCGCGCGCCCACCGCCACAAGGUCGCCGGGUCGCACCUCGCCGACUCCAUCACCAUCAACCCGCACAAGAUGAUGAACGUGCCGACGACGUGCUCGUACCUGCUCAUCCCGGACACGCGCACCUUCAAGGUCGCCAACAGCACCAAGGCCGGCUACCUGUUCCACGACGGCGCCGGUGGCGACGCCGAGACGUGGGACCUGGCCGACCUCACCCUGCAGUGCGGCCGCCGCGGCGACAGCCUCAAGCUCGCCCUCGCAUGGCUCUACUACGGCGCCGACGGCUUCGAGCGCCAGAUUGACCACGCCUUUGCCAUGGCCGCGCUGCUGCACACGCGCCUGGAGAGGACGGGUAACUUUGCCCUGCUGUCUGAGAACCCGACCCCGUGCCUGCAGGUCUGCUUCUACUACGCCCCGGCUGGCGUGCUGUCUGCGGACAAGCAGGCCAAUACGGCGCAUACGCAGCGCAUCGUGCACGCGCUGAUUGAGCGCGGCUUCAUGGUGGAUUAUGCGCCCGGCGACAGCGGCAGUUUUCUGCGCGUCGUCGUCAAUGUGCAGACGCUGCCCGGCACUGUCGACGGCCUGGCCAAGGCGCUCAACGAAGUAGGCGCAGAGGGCCAAUGA